GCGCAUACGGAAGUGAAGCGCGGAAGUUCGCAGAGUGUUUCUUCACUCGCUGCGAGUUUGACGCAGAGCUGUAAACAUGACGGACCCCAGUAAACACGACAUCACCACGGUCCUCAAGCGACUGCGCUCCCUUCCCACUAACAAGAUGUGCUUCGACUGCUCCCUGAAGAACCCCAGCUGGGCGAGCAUCACAUACGGGGUGUUUCUCUGCAUCGACUGUUCCGGGACACACCGCUCUCUGGGGGUUCACCUGUCCUUCAUCAGGUCGACGGAGCUGGACUCCAACUGGUCCUGGUUUCAGCUGCGCUGCAUGCAAGUCGGCGGCAACGCCAGUGCGAGUGCGUUCUUCAGUCAGCACGGCUGCAGCGCCAGCGCCGCCAACAUCAAAUACAACAGUAGGGCGGCGCUGCUGUACCGCGAGCGCAUCAAGAGUCUGGCCACGCAGGCCACGCGCCAACACGGCACCGAGCUGUGGCUGGACAAUCAGGCUCCGCUCUCGCCCUCGUCUCCCGUCGACAAACACGAGGACUUCUUCACACAGCACAUUCAGCUGCCCAUGCUGAAGGAGGGACACCAGCUGAACACUAGCCAACAGCAGGACUCGGUCCAGGACGGGAAUAAUAACGGUGCAGGUGCCGCUGAGGAGGGUCCCAGUGUGGAGCAUCUCAGCACAUGUCCUUCAUCAUCUUCAUCAGAGCUGCCCUCUCUGAUCAAGAAGAAGCCCGCCGCCACCUCCGGCAGGAAAACCGUGGGCGGCAGGAAGGCCGGUCUGGGCGCACAGAAGGUGAGCAGCCAGAGCUUCAGCACGCAGCAGAAGCGAGCUCAGGCCGUGGACAGACUCCAGGAGGAGAUGAAGAGCAGCGACGCCGAGCCUCAACACCAGACAGGAUCGUCCCUGAGCCACUCGUUUGACAGUCUGGAGCUGCAGAGGAGCGCGAGGAGGGAUGAGCAGCAGAUGAGUCGCCUGGACGGCAAGAGGAAGGAGCAGGCGGAGCGGCUCGGCAUGGGCUUCGGUGCUCGCAGCGGCCUGUCUCACUCCGUGACGGAGGACCUGCGCAUCAUCCAGCAAGAGGCUCCGGCUCUGAGCUCCUCCAGCAGAAGAUCUCACGACGAGGAGGACAAGCGCUUCUCCUGCAGGCUCCCGGACGAGGAGUCCUCAGAUCCGUUCUUCUUUCAGCAGGCUGACAUGGACCAGGACACAGAGAAGGCCGUGGUGAGGAGGACGGCCGAGCCGCAGUGUGUCUCUGAUGACGCCCAGAGGAAGUUCGCCAACGCCAAGGCCAUUUCAUCCGACAUGUUCUUCGGCAAGCAGGACUACUCUGAGUAUGAAGUGCGGGCGCGACUGGAGAAUUACUCGGGCAGUUCGGCCAUCAGCUCCGCGGAUCUGUUUGACGAGCAGAAGAAAUCCGCAGUGUCCGGCGGCUCGUCCCGCUUGAGUAACAUGAUGCCCGCUGUGCCGGACAUGAUGCAGCUGAAGAGCGGUGUGCGAUCGGUGGCGGGAAAGCUGUCGGUCAUGGCCAGCGGAGUCGUGUCCUCUAUACAGGAUCGCUACGGCACAUGAGCUUCGCUGGAGCCGCCGCAGACGCUACCAUACUGAGGGAAGGAGCUUAUUAUCAACCAUCGCUUUGGUCUGUUUUCUUCUGUUUCUUAUUUAGUCAGGCGGCAUUUGGUGCGCUUGUUGAGGAUUCUGUUUGUCAUUUGGGAGAUGUGUGCUUUGGGGACCAAAUAUCAUCUGCUAUUGAAGUGAAAUGUUUGCACUCGUUUACUUUUGCACUAUUCUGAGAUAUAAACGUGCAGUUCUUCAGCUGUUUCCUACAGUAAUGCUGGUGUAGCUGUUGACUGAUCCCGAGGAGGAUGUCGGAGCGCCGGAUGCGAUGUUCUGCUCAUAGAAGGGCUUUAUGUGCUGUAUAAUAUAGAGUUGAUGAUGAUGAUGAUACACUACCAAUGAUCUGAUGUGACAAUCGUUUACCUGAAGCCUUAUUAAUCUCAUUGCCAUAAAUAUGUUUUUGUUUUUUUGUCAUUUAUGAACAUUUGUCAAACAUGAAGGUGGUUGAUUUAUCUGGUAAAAUUGUUAAAUUCAAUAAAGAACUGAUUUGAUGAAUAACU
Molecule: messenger RNA, 2106 nt
Organism: Pimephales promelas (fathead minnow)
Lineage: Eukaryota; Metazoa; Chordata; Actinopteri; Cypriniformes; Leuciscidae
Gene: arfgap3
Product: ARF GTPase activating protein 3
Biological process (GO): COPI coating of Golgi vesicle
Molecular function (GO): GTPase activator activity
Source: RefSeq, a predicted model, not a curated record